Corythoichthys intestinalis (scribbled pipefish) is the source of this 5022-nucleotide messenger RNA. It is a transcript of the gene tmem181, whose product is annotated as transmembrane protein 181. The transcript is spliced from 17 exons. The record is from RefSeq and is a predicted model, not a curated record. Gene Ontology annotation, molecular function: toxic substance binding. NCBI's taxonomy places the organism in Eukaryota, Metazoa, Chordata, Actinopteri, Syngnathiformes, Syngnathidae. Bases 286 to 1869 code for a protein of 527 amino acids.
UUUUACGUACAAUGGCAAGGCAUUUUCACAAUAUUGACGUCAUCUAACUGAUUUAAUCAAGUAGAAAGCCAUACAACAGUAAUUCGACAGAUAGGAAAAGCAAAAUUUAUGGACAGAAAUGGUUAAAUAUGCAGCAUUACUUGUGUGCGAAACGAAACAUUUAAUUGGUAUUGAAGUGCUACUCAUCAUAUUAUUUUUAGAGCGACAUAAUCGUCAUUGUAAAAUUAAUAAUAUAUCGAAUAUGCGAAUUAAAAAUGCCUAGUAGAUUGACGGGUGUAACUGCGCAUGCGCGAGUUUUCUUUUACCGCCACGCCUCUACUGAAUGACGUUAUAUUACUCAUUUCGCUCUGCCACUUUCAACGCGGAUGCAUUAUACCAACAAAGUUCUUUUCUUGCUACCGACGCGGCUGUCAAACGGCACAAAUGGAGCCAUUAGCGCCCAUGCGCCUUUACACUCUAUCUAAAAGACAUUUCGUGUUGGUCUUCGUGGUGUUCCUGGCGUGUUUCGGCCUCACAGUUGUUAUUGGAAUUGCAGGUCCAAAGAUUCUUUCCGAGCAGGUUUACAGUGGGGCUCAUCUUGCCAAAAAUGUAUCUGUAAAGACGGGACCGUUCGAACUACGUUCGCCACCUCUGACCACAUAUCACCAGCAGUUGUGGCUCACCUGUGUAAUACAGGCUGAACACAGUAAUGUGGGAGGCUUCCAGCAGCCUUUCGAGAUCAUCGUGGAUCUCAAGGGGGUUAAGCAGGACGCCAGUGUAGAGCACGUCAAAAGCGUACGCAGCAAGUCACGAACACUGCAUUGCAGCACAAAAUGUGACGAAAUCAUCGUGCUGCAUUUGGGCUACCUCAACUACAGCCAGUAUCAGGUCACACUCAGCUUCAAAGGGCUGGAAAAUAUCAGCUACAAUCUCAAGGUCAACUUUGUGUGGAAAACCUACAAUCCCACAUUUUCCCAAGUUGAGAUCUGGUUCCGCUUUGUCUUCGUAGUGUUGACCUUCAUGGUGACGUGUCUGUUUGCCCACUCGUUGAGGAAGUUUUCAAUGAGGGACUGGGGCAUUGAGCAGAAAUGGAUGGCAAUCCUGUUGCCUCUGCUGCUGCUCUACAAUGAUCCUUUUUUUCCUCUGUCCUUCCUGGUAAACAGCUGGUUUCCCGGAAUGCUGGAUGCCUUCUUUCAGGCACUGUUCCUGUGUGCCCUGUUGCUCUUCUGGCUCUGCGUCUACCACGGCAUUCGUGUUCAGGGUGAGCGAAGAUGCUUGACAUUCUACCUGUUGAAGGUGGUCAUCGUGGGCCUUCUGUUGAUCUCGGCUGUCACACUCGGCAUAUGGCAGACGGUCAACGAGCUACAUGACCCCACCUACCAGUACAAAGUUGACAUACAGAACUUUGAGGGUAUGAAGGUGUUCUUCCUGAUUAUCGUUGUCCUCUACACCCUCUACUUGAUCUUCCUGAUCGUCAGAGCCUGCUCAGAACUCAAAAACAUGCCUUACUCAGAUCUACGGCUGAAGUUCUUGACAGCACUGACAUCUGUGGUCCUGGCUAUAAGCUUGGUUAUUCUCUACUUGCGGUUCGGUGCCAAAGCACUCCAGGACAAUUUUGUGGCCGAGCUGUCCACUCACUACCAGAACUCAGCCGAGUUUUUGUCCUUUUACGGUCUGCUCAACUUUUACUUGUACACUUUAGCAUUUGUAUAUUCCCCCUCUAAAAAUGCACUUUAUGACUCCCAGUUGAAGGACAAUCCAGCUUUCUCCAUGCUGAACGACUCAGAAGACGACGUCAUCUACGGGAGCGAGUACGAAGAAAUGCCUUUACAAAAUGGACGUGCCAUCAAAGCAACCGCCAACUUCCAGGAUGAGAGCGAUAGCAACUGAUGUGGUACAUGCCGCAAACAAACAGAAAACACAUGAAUAUGUAAAUAAGAACUAUUUUCACAAUGAUACACGACAAGUGUAUGAUUGUAUAUAGUAUAUUUUUUAAACAGGACGUCUUCUCCAGAUUGUACUGUACUGAAGUUCUGCUGUAAAUGGGGGCAUCUAUUUAUUUAUUUUUUGCCGUCGGAAGCUUCAUUUGUUUUGCACAACGAGCAUUCCUUGACCACAUGACAUGGGACUAAAAAGGCCACUGUGGAAAGAAAUAUAUGAGGGAAGCCAUUAGGAUAUUAAGCUUUGGACAAGAAAAAAAGUCAGAACAUUACAAGAAUCAAGUUGUACUUAUACAAAAAUUAAGUUCUAAUGUUAAAAGAAUGAAAUUGUCAUGUUGCGAGAAUUAGUUUGUAACUGAAUGAGGAUUAAGUCCAAAUUGUACUAGAAUCUACAACAUAAAAACUUAAUUUAAAGACACACAUUACAUUACUUGGAUAAGUGAAGUUUUCCAAAAAGAGGCCUUAUUAGUACGAUAAGGGUUAGUCUUUUUUCUUUUAGACAUACGUUGGCUUGUAUCGUAACAUAACAUCUGCAAAAUUGCAACUUAUUCUUCAAAUUAUGACUCAAUUCUUGCCAUGUUUUGACUUUCUGAUUUCAACUUAAUGCUCCUAAUUAGACAUGUCACUCUUUUCAGUGUGAUCUUAAUACUGCUGUACUUAACGAGUCAUGCUUUUGAAGUUACGGGAAAUGUGCUAAUUAUUGGGGGGGGGGGGCUCUUCUCUAUUUUUUGGAUUUGUGUUGAAGACAAUCCACAUUUUGUACACUUUCUGUUCAACUACUGAUGUUUCUUCUACUCUACUGUUGUGGUUGUCAUUGCGAGCUACUGUGUGACAGAAUAAUGACAAAGUUUGACCAAAGCUGAGAUUUAACAUUGUGACGGUUGGGAAUUAAAAGCAGCGACGACUCUUCAUCCAUGUAAGUGCCAAAGCUGCAUUUUGAAGCCUCAUUUGUUACAAUUCAGCAAAUUGAAGUACAAUUAGUCCUGUGAAAAAAAAACAGGUUUGUAAAUGCACUUUUUUAAUUUAUAUGUUGACAUUUGAUACUGUAUUGUUUGGAUUAUGUAGGUUUGUACUUUAUUAUUGUUGAACAUAUCUUACAUACUGCUUUCCAAUCAUAUUUGCCUUUAUGUAUAUCUGUAAUACAGUAUAUGAUUAUGUUUUCUAAACAGUACAAUCCGGUAAUUUGCCAAAUAUUUGCCGUUCUUCCUUUGUUUACAGCCAAAACAAAUAUGUAUUCCAAUCGACAUGGUGCCUUUUCUUCACGUCAAACUUAUAUUUACGACAUUUACGAGCCCUCAUCUUUUGAUGUUGAAUGCAAUGUUGGUUUCAAGAGCUGUUCUAAAAAAACUACCUCUUGGAGAAUGAAAAGGCACAGUUGGAUCCUUUUAUUUUAUCAUCCGUGAUACAAUUGUGUAAAUGCAGCCAACGUGGCUGAGCUUAAUAUUCAGACAGCCAAGCCAAAAACACUGACAAUGCAGCACAUUGACUUGUUUUCCCAUUUUACUGCACAGCUUCCUGUUAGGAGACAAAACAAAAAUAGUACUGUAUUGUCACCUGUUGAAGAGUAGAGCAAAAGGGACUUUUUCCAGGAGGAAACACUUGCUUUUCACAUUACAUGUAAAAAAAAAUGUUAUUUCUUCGGGAACAUGUUUAAACCUUGUUUGAUAUCAGGAGAAAUAAAUCUGGUUCUGUGGUUAUUUUCACAGGUUUCGGUACAAUUUUAUUGUCUUUACCGUCAGUUGCGUUGUCCCAGUAGCAUGAGCUGGCUGUCUGCAGACCAGCACCGUUGUUCUGCAUGAUGACACAGGUGACUUAAAAGAAAUACAAUUGUCAUUAUUAGUCCUUGUUAGAUUAUGAAUUAUGAGAUAAAUGUUCCCUGUCAAUACUAACACUGACCAAUGUAUUUGAAAGGCUUUCCGAGCUUGCAAAGUUGACUCAGGCACUGCUCCACUAUGGUGGUACUCCACUGAUUCACACGGAAGUGUUGAUAGGAGCUUGUGCCAAUCGUUGUUUCUAUAGACUACGGUAGAGACCAAUGCAAUUCCAGUACAGUAAAUAUACUUAAUAAUUCUACAAUGUAAAGCUAACUAGUUUUGAUUCGACUCCAUGCAUAAAAAGUUCUAAAGGUUCACCUAAACAUGCGUGAUUGGCGUAUCCAUGGCAACCAACAGGCAGCUAAACGUGACACUUAGCUAGCCAGCUAGUAAAAUCGUAACAACAACAACAAAAACUAAAUUCAACUCACGUCUUUUAUUAACUUGGUGACGUCCUCCACGACAAAAGUAGUCUGUUGGCAACACAAGAACAAAGAAAAAAGUUAAAUCGUAGCGACCGUAUUAGCAUUACAUUUGUCUGGUGUUUUAACAUUUGUUUUUGAUGAUAUAUAUCCUAAAAGAUGUCUUUUUCAUACGUACGAUACUCAUAUAAUGAUACUCGCCUCAUCUUCAGCUCCUUCGUCCAUGGUGAAAACCUUAUAAAGUAUGUAGCUUCAGAGAACAACUUCCGGUAACGCGUUCAUGUCACAAUAAAAGCGUUGCUAUGACAAUUAACGACUAGUUAGAUAUUAAAUGUAAGGCAAGGCAAGGCAAAUUUAUUUAUAUAGCACAAUUCAACACAAGGCAAUUCAAAGUGCUUUACAUCACAUGAAAACCAUAAAAAUCACAUUUAAAUCAACACAACGUAAAAACCAAGACAAAAGAUCGCAUUUAAUCACAGAAUAAAAAUAAAUAAAUAAAAAUAAAACAAAAAUAGAAAUAAAGCAAAAACUACUACUAAUAAUAAUCAUUGAAAUCAGCAAUGGAGAUAAGCACAAGAGGAAUAGAAGGCAGGUAGAUUGAAAUAUAUAGACAGUUAUGGAUAUGCAGUGCUAAACAAAAGCGUUUUUAGCCCUGAUUUAAAUGAGCUAACGGUUUGAGCAUACUUCAGACCUUCGGGUAACUUGUUCCAGAGGUGAGGAGCAUAAUAACUAAAUGCUGCCUCACCCUGCUUGGUUCUUGUUCUUGGAACAUGCAGAAGACCCGUUCCAGACGACCUUAGGGGUCUAGAUGUCUCAUAGGAAUCUAACAAGUCAAGCAUGUAUUUUGGUCCAAGGCCAUUAAGUGUU